AGGGUGAGGAACAGGAAAAUACAACUGAAAUUUGUUUGCUCCGUCAAAUCUCUUGACUGUCUCUGUCCUAGGACUUAGCAAAAAGAGGUUAGAGAAUGGUAUGUCUCGUUCGUGUCAGGCGCUUCUGGCCCGGGUUCCCCCUACACUGCUGCUUGUUGGGGCUGGAGAAUUAUGGAGCAUCUUGCCACUAAAGAGCGUGUGGAGUUUCCAGUAAAGAGUCAUUUGGAAGUGAACUGAAUUUACGGACCCUGACCUAUAUGGAGUGGAAAGUCACGUCCUGGUGAAGAGAGAGGUUAACUGCCAGGUUGAGUAGCACCAUGAAUGCUAUUGUUGCUCUUUGUCAUUUUUGUGAGCUACAUGGCCCUCGAACCCUCUUCUGUACAGAAGUUCUACACUCUCCCCUUCCCCAGGGGGCUGGAAAUGGAGAUAGCCCUGGGCAGGGAGAACAGGCUGAGGAGGAGGAAGGUGGCAUCCAAAUGAGCAGUCGAAUUCGCUCUCACAGCCCAGCAGAAGGGGCCAGCACAGAAUCCAGUAGUCCAGGACCAAAGAAAUCAGACAUGUGUGAGGGCUGUCGAUCACUUGCAGCAGGACAUCCUGGGUACAUUAGCCAUGACAAAGAAACCUCAAUAAAAUAUGUUAGUCACCAGCACCCAAAUCAUCCACAACUCUUCAGUAUUGUUCGCCAGGCCUGUGUUCGAAGCCUGAGUUGUGAGGUGUGUCCUGGUCGUGAAGGCCCCAUUUUCUUUGGGGAUGAACAACAUGGUUUUGUGUUCAGCCACACUUUUUUUAUAAAAGACAGCCUGGCCCGGGGUUUCCAGCGCUGGUAUAGCAUCAUUGCCAUCAUGAUGGACCGCAUUUAUCUCAUCAACUCCUGGCCCUUCCUACUAGAGAAGAUUCGAGGAAUCAUUGAUGAACUUCAAGGCAAAGCCCUGAAGGUGUUUGAGGCAGAACAGUAUGGCUGUCCACAACGUGCCCAGCGGAUGAACACAGCUUUUACUCCGUUUUUACACCAGAGGAAUGGCAAUGCAGCCCGUUCUCUCACAUCAUUGACAAGUGACGAAAAUUUGUGGGCAUGUCUGCAUACAUCCUUUGCUUGGCUCCUGAAAGCUUGUGGCAGUAGACUGACGGAAAAACUCCUAGAGGGAGCACCCACUGAGGACACAUUGGUUCAGAUGGAAAAACUUGCUGACCUAGAGGAAGAAUCGGAGAGCUGGGACAACUCUGAAGGUGAAGAGGAAGAGAGAACUCUUUCCAUGGCUGAAGCCACAGAUGGGAGGGAGUUGGCCAAAUGCUCCACCAAGCCCUCUUUACUCUCUGACUGUGGCAGCUGGCUGCCCCGAAAGCUGUCCGUCUUCAAGUCUCUCCGACACAUGAGGCAGGUCUUAGGUGCACCUUCUUUUCGUAUGUUGGCAUGGCAUGUGCUAAUGGGAAACCAGGUCAUCUGGAAAGGGCAAGAUGUGGAUCUUGUUCAAUCGGCUUUUGAUGUUCUUCGGACCAUGCUGCCUGUAGGUUGUGUCCGAAUCAUCCCCUAUAGUAGUCAGUAUGAGGAGGCAUAUCGGUGUAACUUUCUUGGACUCAGUCCUCAUGUGCAAAUACCAUCUUACAUACAGACCUCUGAAUUUGCUGUCAUUGUUGAGGUCCACACAUCCACUUGUUCCAGUGUUUAUCCAGUUGCAUGUGAUGAAGAUCAGUCUCUAAGCAAGUACGAGUUUGUGGUCACCAGUGGAGGCCCUAUAGCUACUGAUCGAGUUGGACCCACCAUCUUGAACAAAAUUGAAGCUGCUCUCACCAAUCAGAACCUUUCAGUGGAUGUUGUGGAUCAGUGCCUGGUUUGCCUCAAGGAAGAGUGGAUGAACAAAGUGAAGGUGCUUUUCAAAUUCACCAAAGUGGACAGUCGGCCCAAAGAGGACACCCAGAAACUUCUAAGCAUUCUGGGAGCAGCCGAGGAAGAUAAUGUAAAACUCCUGAAGUUCUGGAUGACUGGGUUAAGCAAGACCUACAAAUCACACCUCAUGUCUACUGUUCGAAGCCCUACUUCCUCAGAAUGUCGAAACUGACGGCAUGGUGGGAGUGAUCUCAGGAUUUGGUCUCCUGGGAUCAGGUUCUUCAUUUCCCUUUCUACCACGUCCACAACAUGUCAUUGAAUCACAAAAUAUAAUUGUCCACAAAUUCCUCUUGGAGAACUAUAAGCUUAAUCUUUGAAUUGCUCAAAAAUUAGACAUUUCUCACCCAGAAAUGUACACAGAUAAGCCUAAUUUCUGGCCUCCAUGUGGUAGUUGUGUUUGAUUCUGUUUUUCUUCAGAAUUUAAAAAAGGAACAGCCCACCCACAGAGUGACACUGGAAAAUGUAAACAGCUGUAUUCUUAUCCAUAUCAGUUCAUCUCCUAAAGGGGCAAUGGAGAAAGUAACUAUAAGAAAAACUUAGAUUUGUUAGUGCUAAAGACUUUCAUUUCAAAUUUUAGAAAAGAAAAAAGCUGGAAUUAGGAUCAGAUUUUGCUACAGAUCUUUUUUCAACACUUCCAGUUUAAGAUUGAGUGAGAGUUAUAUGAGUUUUCAGUCUGGUAGAGAACAUCCAGGGUUGACACAGUUCCCUCACCAUUUUUAGUAAUCUAAUCUUGAGUCUGAAAGCUGCUCUGGGUCUUUGGAAAAGAUUUGUAGAGUUAUAGCAGCUAUUUAUUCUUAAAUGGAUUUGAAUUCUAUUUGAAGUGAAAAGAAUAGGUAAUCAAUUAUUUUUGGAAUGGAAACCCAACAACAAGCUAAAGACACUCAUUUGCAAAUGUACUCUAGCUAGGGUUCUCUGUAGUUGCAUGUGAAAAUAACCUGUGACCUCCAGUUUUAAAGAGGCUUAUUAUUUUAUAUAAAGGUGUUACUUUUGCCUAAAUGUCAAAUACAGACAUUUGAUUUCCCAACCUGAGAAAAUGUGAAUUAGAGUUCCUAAUAAUAGCAUUUAGAUUCUGACCUUUCAUAUUAGCCACAAUAGAUUAUUUAUGAAAUUUACCAUAAUUCUAUUCAAUAUCACUCUGCCCUUCAGAACUUAUUAAAGCCUUGAUUAAUGGCAACUAAAAACAAUUUCAAGAUUAUGGUAGAUUUUUAAAUUUCAUCAACCCAUUGCAAUUGCAUUUCUAACAAGACUUGGUGAUUUUGCAACAACUUUUUUGCUGAUUUAUCUAAGGGGGGAUUUGUGGGUGUUUAUUUAAAUUAUAUUUAACACAAAAAUAAGUUUUUAUGUCAUUGUUAACUCUAUAAUGCUAAAGCAUUAAAACACAAUAAAGAUGUAUUUUUGUAAAGUG
Molecule: messenger RNA, 3290 nt
Organism: Monodelphis domestica (gray short-tailed opossum)
Lineage: Eukaryota; Metazoa; Chordata; Mammalia; Didelphimorphia; Didelphidae
Gene: FLCN
Product: folliculin
Biological process (GO): positive regulation of TORC1 signaling; negative regulation of transcription by RNA polymerase II; positive regulation of transforming growth factor beta receptor signaling pathway
Cellular component (GO): cytosol
Molecular function (GO): GTPase activator activity
Source: RefSeq, a predicted model, not a curated record